CACACUAUAGUGAUUAAUUUAGACUGAGAUGGCUAGAACGGCACAAUUGGUUUCUUUCUGUGGAAAAUUCAUUGAAACAACAGUGACAAACAAAGCCUCUGAAGCAGAGAAUUGGAUGCAUGAUAGUAUGUCGAAGUACACUGACCAGAAAAUCAUUGUGGGAUUCAACUGUAAAUGGAGGCCGCAUCCUAUACCAUCAUUGAGCAGCAAACUUGCCACAUUGCAAUUAUGCACGGACACCGAGUGUCUAAUUCUACAGCUUCUCUACAUGGACAGCAUUUCUGAAACCAUGAAGAAUUUCUUCGGAGACAGUAACAUAAUAUUUGUGGGAAUUGAGGUUAAGGAGACUCUGUUGAAGCUGGAAACAGAGUAUGGGCUCUGCUUCAAGUACAAGAUUGAUGUUCGAGCACUGGCUAAGAUGAAUUUCCCACUCAGCUUCAGUGAAAAUGCAGGAUUGAAAGCACUGGCCCUUCAUAUUGUGCAGCUUCAAUCGUGGAAGCCAAAGAAUUUGAGCCUGAAUUGUGGUAUGGAAGCUAGAAUUCUUGGCGUUGAACAGGUUAAGUUUGCUUGUGUCGAUGCCUAUGUUUGUUAUAGAAUUGGUCACAGACUUCUCAAAGAGAUAUAGUA
Messenger RNA from Tripterygium wilfordii, 627 nucleotides. RefSeq names its product Werner syndrome ATP-dependent helicase homolog. Gene Ontology annotation, biological process: nucleobase-containing compound metabolic process. Lineage: Eukaryota; Viridiplantae; Streptophyta; Magnoliopsida; Celastrales; Celastraceae. The coding region runs from base 29 to 625 and encodes 198 amino acids. The transcript has a single exon. Gene Ontology annotation, cellular component: nucleus; cytoplasm. The record is from RefSeq and is a predicted model, not a curated record. Gene Ontology annotation, molecular function: 3'-5' exonuclease activity; nucleic acid binding.